CAAUUUUCUACUUUCAACAAAAAACGAAGAAUCUAUACAAACUAUAAAAAAAAAGUCUCAGAUGAGAUUUCGUUUCUUCUUCCUUUUCUCUCUGAUCGUCUUCUCCGUUUCCUCUGCCAUCUCCGCUGAUUUAGGCUUUUGCAGCGACGACGACAUGUCUACUCUCGACGGCGCUCCGUAUUCUUCCGGUAGCCAGAACAGCGGCGAGGUCGAGAGCCUCGCUCGUUUCGCUGUUGAUGAGCACAACAAGAAGGAGAAUGCACUUCUUGAGUUUGCGAGGGUGGUGAAAGCGGAAGAGCAGGUAGUUGCAGGCAUUCUGCAUCAUCUGACUCUGGAGGUCAUCGAUGCUGGUAAAAAGAAGCUUUACGAAGCUAAAGUCUGGGUGAAGCCAUGGAUGGAGUUCAAUGAGUUGCAGGAGUUCAAACAUGCCGGUGAUUCCCCUAUAAUCACUUCGUCUGAUAUUGGAUGCAAGAAAGAUGGGCAUGAAUCUGGAUGGAGGGCAGUUCCUGUGCACGAUCCUGAGGUUCAGCACGUUGCUGAUCACGCUAUCAAGACCAUCCAACAGAGGUCUAACUCCUUGUUUCCUUAUGAGCUUCAAGAGGUGGUGCAUGCUAAUGCUGAGGUGACGGACAAUGUUUCUAAAUUCAAUAUGCUUCUGAAAGUGAAGAGAGGAGAGAAAGAGGAAAAAUACAGAGUGGAAGUCCACAAGAACCCUGAGGGUUCUCUCCAUCUGAACCACAUGGUGCAAGACCACUCCUGAACUCUCUUGGAUCUUCGUCCUCUACUUCCAUGAGUAAAUGUUUCUCCUUUUGCUCUCUUUGUAAUAAAACCUAACAUGGAGUCACUGUUUGAUGUGUGACAUUAAAACUAAGGAGAAUAACGUGGAGUCACUGUUUGAUGUUUAA
This is a messenger RNA of Tarenaya hassleriana, 905 nucleotides long. Its product is annotated as cysteine proteinase inhibitor 6-like. NCBI's taxonomy places the organism in Eukaryota, Viridiplantae, Streptophyta, Magnoliopsida, Brassicales, Cleomaceae. Gene Ontology annotation, molecular function: cysteine-type endopeptidase inhibitor activity. The record is from RefSeq and is a predicted model, not a curated record. The transcript has 4 exons. The coding region runs from base 62 to 760 and encodes 232 amino acids.